CGGGAGGCCGAGGGCGUCGGGCUGCGGACGGCGGCUCCAUGAGCUGCCAGGUGACGGUGCUGUACUUUGCCAAGAGCGCGGAGCUGGUGGGGCUGCGCUCCGAGAGCGUCUCUGUGCCGCAGCGGAUCACAUCCCUUCAGCUCUGGGAAGAGAUCGUUAAGAUUCAUCCCAGGCUUGCUGUCAUCCGGGAGCAAGUGGUUUUUGCUGUUCGGCAGGAGUACGUGCUUCUUGGAGAUCAACUUCUGGUCCUGCAGACAGGAGACGAAGUUGCAAUCAUCCCACCAAUUAGUGGAGGCUGAAUCUGUGCAAGUUCUGAGAGACUUUCCUGCAAAGCAGGAGCCCAUUUGCCUUAGAAAGAGAUCUUCCCAUGGUAUUUGCACUUACUGUUCUCUCAGCAAGUCUGCUG
This is a messenger RNA of Centrocercus urophasianus (Greater sage-grouse), 406 nucleotides long. It is a transcript of the gene MOCS2, whose product is annotated as molybdenum cofactor synthesis 2. The record is from RefSeq and is a predicted model, not a curated record. Lineage: Eukaryota; Metazoa; Chordata; Aves; Galliformes; Phasianidae. Gene Ontology annotation, biological process: Mo-molybdopterin cofactor biosynthetic process. Bases 39 to 299 code for a protein of 86 amino acids. Gene Ontology annotation, cellular component: cytosol. The transcript is spliced from 4 exons.